UGUACCACAGCUGCCCUAUAUAGACCACACUCAGGACUGAUUUCCUGUAUAGGUAAACACUUGUUUUUUUCUUUAUAGAGCUGAUAUUUCAUGUUUUAUCGAACAGAUACAGGGCCACUGAUUCACACAGACACGUCAGGAAUCCAGUUAGAAAAUGAUUUAUUGUUGGGACCAUAUACUGUUGCAGGGCUUUCCUCAGGUGGUGCGACAUCAUUCUGCUUCCUAAAUAAGAUGCCAAUGCAUAUUUGUAGUUUUACCACACAACAAAGGUUGGGGAAGCAAUUCUAUUUUAAAUUUAUCUUUGCUUUUUUGCCUUUAUUGGACAGGACAGCUGAAGACAGACAGGAAAAGGGGAGAGAGAGAGCAGAUGGCACACAGCAAAGGGCCACAGGUCAGACUCAAACCCACUGCAGCAAGGACUCAGCCCCGGCACAUGGGGCACCACCAGUCCGCCGGUGGUCUGAGGGACGUCGCUGGCUCCACCGACGAGCACGGCAUCGAACACCACCACCACCACCACCCCCCUCCCCUGUCCUCCUCCUCCUCCUCCUCCUCUGGCUGUUGUUGCGCUUCUGCUGCUGCAGCGUCCAAGUUCAGGUGAGCCUCCUCACCCGGCACAACAAGUCCCCCUCUCCGGCUCCAUCCCGUUAAAUGGGAUGUUAUAAAUGGGCCGCGCAGGAUGUGAAGCCUCGCUAGAAGAAGCAGGAGGAUGGCUAAACCAGGCUUGUCUGCGGCGGUGCUGCUGCUCCUGCUGGGCUUCCUGUCGGUGUCCUCCGUUAAUGCCGACGCCAUGCUGUCAGCUCCACUCAAUGUGACCAUCAGAGAGAUUGAGGUCAACUCCGCCGUGGUCACGUGGGAAAUCUUGGAAGGGGACCCCGUUAUCGGAUUCGCCAUUACCCAACAGAAGAAAGAUGUACGCAUGCUGAGGUUCAUCCAGGAAGUGAACACCACCACGCGCUCCUGUGCAUUGUGGGAUCUGGAUGAGGACACGGAGUACAUCGUUCAUGUUCAGAGCAUCAGCAUGGGAGGCAGCAGCCCCCCCAGUGAGCCGGUCCUCUUCCGAACGCCCAAAGAGUCAGAGAAGAUGGCGUCCAAGAGCCCAGACGAGGUGACAAUGGAGGAGUUUGGUCACGCUGCCCAGCUGAGGGCUGGAGAACUCAUCAUCAUUGUAGUGGUGCUCAUCAUGUGGGCAGGGGUGAUCGCCCUGUUUUGUCGUCAGUAUGACAUCAUCAAAGACAACGAGCCCAACAACAACAAGGACAAAGCCAAGAACUCCUCAGAGUGCAGUACUCCAGAGCACCCACAGGGGGGGCUACUGCGCAGCAACGUCUAAGACCAGCCCUGCAUAGCCUUGUGCAAUAACCAAUUCCUCGAACCUCAGGAAAGACCCUGAGACCAACAGAAAGCCAUUCCCAGACACCAUCGUACUGAGGAACCGAUAAACCAUUACAGAAACUCUUCUCUACACAAUGAAGAACUCUUCAAAAAUAAUGGACACAAAUCUGACUUUCCAGAAAGGCUGCAAAUGGUUGAACAGGAAACCGAAGAGGACAAAACUACAUUUAUCUUUGUUGUGACCAAAAGUGAACUGUAGCCUGCUUUGAGUGGACAGCAAAUAUAUGGCUGUCAGUCAAAGCACUGGAGGGGGCGUGAUUUCUUCUUGACAAGAACUGCUUGAUUCAUAUGUUCUGGUUACUCUUCCGUCAGUGGCAUCAAAUCCCAGGAGCGGAUCAUCAAACAUGAAUGAGUGUUUUUUUUUUUUCAACUUAAGGUUUGUAUCACUGGUCAGAGGUGGCAGAAAUGUGGGUUGCCUUGUAAGAAUAGCUGGUCCUUCUGGUCCAGGUAUCAGUCAGCACACAACUAAACAAGCUAAGCUCUGUUUUAAACCAAGGACUUUCUCUUUUUCUAUCUCUCCAACCACAUAUCUUCCUUUCUGUCUUUAUUACACCCCUCUGUGUAGCAGCGCAUCCUUCUACCUGUCUUUCUGUGUUGGUGUCUCUCUAAUAAUAACAUUGCCGUUUGGUGCUCCUCCUAUUGUGAUUGUUUGAGCCCUCACAAUCCCAAUCUUGAGCACGGUAUCAUUUUGUUAUUGGGUCAAAAAUAUAGCACACUGGGUAUUGUCUCCUGUCUUUCUCUCUCUGUGUGUCAUCAGUUAAAUGAUGCAUCUGUUUUUCUCUCUCCUCUCUGAACUGGAACCUUAACGCCCUUGUCAGUUCAGGGAUAAAAUCUGACACAUUUUUUACAGCGCCCCAUAUUUUCCUUAUACAAGUUGGAUGACACUGUCUGAAUACAGCCAUGAUUCAGACAAAGUUCAAGAAUUGACCAGGCAGUCUCUCAUCACAGUGGUGCCUCAGUCCAAAUAAAAAUUUUACAACUUUGAAAUUCAGAAGUUAACUUCAGCGUCAAACUUUUAAAAGACUGGCAUGGCUGGAAAAUGACUGAUGUAGGUUUAAAUUGAGGUUUAUUGUUCAUCACUGCAUAUUCAGCACCAUAUGCUGCCUGUGGUCUGCAACAGGAUGUGCAGGGAAUAAAGAUGGCGAUAUGCAGGGCAUUAUUCCUAAUGAAAUGUAUACACUGGGCAAAGUUUGGCUGGGUUUUCUCUCUGGUUUGGCUGAAGACCAGCAGUGAUGGCAGGCUGAAGAAGCACACAGAUGAUCCACUCAGCUGUGUGGCUCAACCCUGUUUUGAAAUGUAAACCAUUUUCUCUCAGACCCCCUUUGGAACUGUCAUUAACACACAUCAUAAGUGAUCUAGGACUGUAAUGGGAUACAGAAAAAAAAGCAUAAAAGCCAGGUGUAAAAAAAUACCUAUUGCCAACACUAUGUAGGCAGUAGGCUACAAUUAAAGCACGAAUAUAUAAUCUACAAAAUAAUCCAUGUACAUUGCACGGCAGUGUAUACAAAUGAAAUACAGCAUGCGUCUCCCUCAUAAAUCCUGAAAGGUUUAUGUCCAAAUUUAUUGCAAAAGUUCCACCUAAGGUAAAACAGGGAGAUUCCCUGUUUUACCUGAGGUGGACAGUAAUUCUUCAAGCUGAUCCACGUUUGCAGUAUGGUGCUUGCCAUUGUGUGGGACAGUCGUUGGGAGAGUUUUAACUAACAAGUAUCCUUACUAACUAUAUUAUAUAGUCAUUUAAAAAGUUAAAACAUUUACUGGUUGCAUUUGUGUUUGUUUACUGUUGGUCAGACAGCAAUUUGGAUGGCAUUUGUCAAAGUUUGAAAUUUUAUAGGGGAAAUAAACAAUUUAAGGGAAUAUUCUAUAUUUUCCUUUUUGACAAAAAAUCGAAUGAAAAGACCAAAAACAAUGACUUGAUCUCAUUUAAAUGCCAAGUGUUCUCUAUGUAGCCGAAGCCUUAUAUGUAGCUCAUGUUCCUUUCUUCCUACAAUGAACAUUUGUAGCACUGUAGUUUAUUUAUUUACUCCUGUUUAAGUAACAUUUUAAACUAGAAAAAAAAAAUUAUAUUUGUGAGCUGGUUUCAAAGAAUUAUAUUUUCAGUAGGAAGAAAUGGGCUUAUGAGUACAACUGAUUGUCUAGGGAAGUUAGAACGUAUUUAGAGAUGGACUAACAGAUUGUGGGUUUUGGAUUUUUCAUGGGAUUUGCUGACAAAAUAUAGAAUAAUGGCACCCUAUUCCUUAAACGCAAAAACAAACAUACAGAUCAAUCAACGAGGGAAAUCAUUAUUAUUUGCAGCCCUAGUUCCUGAGCACACUCGGACAUCCUAUUAUAAAAGGAGAAUUCAUAGAAUACAUAUUCAUAACCUUGCCAUUUAUGCAGUUACCACUUCAUCAAGGGUUUUAUGUGAAGGAGCAAAGGACUUAUCAAGCUAAAGAUAAAGCUUCAUUAUCUUCUUUGUGGCUUCCUGUUCAAUUAUGAUGUGCUAUCCACAUAAUUGCAAACUUAUUGGACUCCAACCCUUGAAUACUGACGCUUACCAGUUGAGUUCACUAAAAAGUCAGACAGAAAAACACUUCGAAGCUGAACUCAGCAGAGUUGCUGCCAUAUUAGAGAUAAUAAGUGAAUGUCUGAAUGCCUCGCUGGUUGAGAUGACUGCUAAUCAGCACCACAUACACACACAGACACACACACACGCUGAAUUUAAAUACUGCCGUGCGUAUUUGAAUACUGCCCUGUGCUAAGAAAGACAGCCAUUAGUUUCUCAUCUCAGUCAUCAGUUCUGCCACCAUACCGAACCCUCACAAUGCCAUCCAUUUUCACCCUCUCCCAUCUUUAUCAGUCUCCCUCAGCCACCCCCAGUCUCCCAUUUAUGACGUUCCCCUCACUUUCUCUGCUUCUGUCGCAGUGCUCUCUUCCUCAUAUAUCACUUCACCCUUUCUCGUUUCUCCCAUUCCCCAGUCUUCUCCUUACCCCCAGCUUCCCUCUCCCGUUUCUCAUUAUAUCCAUUCUCAGACUCCCGUUAGCAGCUUUCUCCCUCUCCACAUCAGCUCUUCUCUCUCUCUCAUUCGGCCCCGGCCCACUGCCUUUCCCUUGCUCCUCUGCUCAUUUAUCACCUUUACGUCUCAGACCGGCCUGGAUGGACACUCCUCCUGGUAAACAAGUAAGGCAAAAUAGACUAGAGGGAGAAGGAGAAUGAAAGAAUCAAUGAAAGAGGAGAAGUGACGGGAAAAGUAGAGAUAAGAUAGGUAAGGAGAAAGAAGCACUUUUGUAGACUAUUAAUAAGCACAUAAAGGGUGGAGUGUGCUUUUUAAGUGCUUUUAAAAAGGGGGAACAAGAUUCAUUAGAUGUGAGAGAUUCACUAUGGUUUGGGAUGUUUGUGUGGAUUUCUUGAAGCAAUGUGUGUGACGGCUGUAGUCAGAGUUGUUUUCAGCAUUUAAAGAGGUGUUUUUUAGCCUUUCCAAAAUCAAAAACACAAGGAACAGCAUGUUUAUCUGCUCUAACAUAAGCUGCAAUCAUUAGCACAGCUAACGAGAUUACUACCUACAGUAGUAACCCAAUACAUCACUGACGAACAAGGUUACAUUAUUUUGUGGAGUUUCUACUCUAAGUACUACUAAGAACUAAGAAUUUCAAGCGGUAAUCAACCAUUUUUACUGUAAACUAAGCAAGACCAAUUGAAAACACUUUAAAAUCGUUAAAAAUAAAGGUAAAAUUAAGGAAAAACGAUUAAUAAUUAACCUAACCCCCCUUAAAAAUCGUUCGUCGACCUCCAGUGAUUUAACGUGUCACUCUGUUACAGUGACGUACAGGUGUACAAAGUGAAACCAAACAACAGAUUCACACACAAAUCUCACAAACCAUACGAAUGGCUGUAAAAGAAGCAAGUGACUCAAGUGGUGGUCUAUUAAGUGACUCAAGCUGGUUAUAGAGAGACCAUUGAGAAGGAAAGUACCUGCACACAAAUUAAGAAAAAGAGACUGAGACUGGGAUUUUUGAAGCAUAUGAUACUUCAGGCGUUGACAGAAGUGGGGCAUCAUGGCUGGCCUGUAGAACACAGCAGAAUUAAAAACCAAGCGCGUCUGACAAAGUGUACACUGGGGAUUUGAAUGUCAAGCUUUUUCCAAAGGGAGUGUAGCUGGGAGCGUCUGAGGGAGCCUGUUAGAAGCCGGACUCAGAGCGGUUGUUGUUGCUCCAUCUGCACAGCUUGUUUCUAUAUAGGACUACAUCAGAAUUGCUUGUUGGAUAGUGGAGUAGGUUUGGAAACCCUAGUGCAACCCUAUGAAAAUAUCCCACACACAGAUAUCACACAUCCCCCCUGAGCCGGUUUUUCAGAGUGUGUCCAUUCAGACCAACUAUAAACACACACGUGAUCGGAAAACACAUUGUACGAACUAGUUCUGAGUAUACCUCUGCUCUUACUUUAACAUUUGCUUUUUAAAGGAACAGUCUACAACAAUUAUGGAAAGUCCAGUCAGAUGUGAUUGAGGCUAGAAGUUUCCCUUUGCUUCCAGUCUUUGUGCUAAGCUAGGUUAGCCUGGAUCCAGAAUAGUUCUGGUGUUGUGGCUGCAUAACCGACCAAUUAGAGCUUUGAGGGCAGGAUAAACAUAGGGAUGCCAUAUUUCUACAUAGCUAGAUAGCUUCCUAGCUACAUGCAUGAAAAAUAGCGACACCAUAAUGGUGACCGAUAUGUCAACAAGCAUGGAUGAGAUUGAUGCAGCUCAGAUAGAACAAUAUAACCCCUUUCCAACUAUAAAUCAGCUAACAUUAACACAAUGUCAAACUGAAUGAAUGGAGGGGAACAAAAUGGCAAUUCAUUCUGGUUAUCGGGCCAAGACUAACCAUAUCUAGAACUUACUUGAAGAUGUUCUGAGAUUAAAUUCACAGUGACUUUCCGAAGGGUCUGACUGUUCCUUUAACUAUUGAUGUUACACUCUCUGAAAUUAUCAGCUGCAUCCUCUCUAGCCUUCUGAAAUCAGAAUAACUUUGUUCUCUCUCUCGUGAUCGAUCAAAGGAAACAAACCCCGUUGAUGUUCAUGCAAUCAAAAUGAAAAAGUGCACUUUUCUAAAUUUCUCAUUAGACUGGGUCCAUGGGUGUUAACAUUAUCUGGAUCAUUGAACAUUAAUCUGAUUUAGUGGGUGAUACGAAUGUGCUUAGUAACUGUAAUACUACUCAACCUGAAGUGGUCAUUUUCCUGUAGCGGUCUAAUCCAAGCACACACAAUUAAACACUCACUCAUGCACCAAGUCCAUUCUCCGGCUGGCUGCGGUCCAAACUGACACAUUGGGGGGAAGCAGCAGAAGGCAAGCCUGGCUCAGACAGCUCUGUCUCUGUCUAUCUGAAGCUGCAGGAGGUGACUCACCAGCUGCUCAAGGUGAACAUCCAAUGAGGCAUGUGCGAAUAUGGAGCCUGAGACCGGGAGAGAGACCUAAAGACAGACAAAGAGAAGGGAGGAUGAGUCAGAGAAUCAGAGGGUAUACAACUGGGAGUGACAGACACAGAGGGAGAGAGAGGAUCAUUACACCCAGUGGGGUUUGCAGUGUGGAGUUCAGGCCAGUAUGAUGAGCUGUUUGAAUGAAAGCACGGGUGUUAAUGGGUUGUGGAAGAAUGCGGGCACAAAGUCAGUCAAGAUUUGAACUUCAGGGUUCGUCGUUGAAGCAAAUGUGACAGAAAUGUAUUAAAAAAUAUAAAGGAUAACUAAAGAGUGCAUACAUAGGACCUUAAAUGUAUCACAUUGCCAAAUAAUAUCAAAUCAAUUCUAACCCUUGAAGCAAAUUAUAUUUGCUGUAGGCAACUUUGCCAUAAUUUCUAGGUUUUAGUUAAUCGACACCCUGGGAUUUUUUCAAAAAAAUGCUUUACAGUCUUUGCAAACUGGGAUUAAUUUGUUCAUGUGGAUGUUUUAGGGCCUUACAAUACUUAUAAAACUAUAAGACUUAAGGAAUAUUAACGUAACAAAUAAUUCAGUGAUUUUUCUCCCACUGCAACACCGUGAGCUUUUCAGUAACACUUAAACCUUAAACUGAAUUUAUGCUUACCAAAUGCCAACGGAAGACUACAAAAGUGGUUAAACUCAUCCCAUUCACACUGGUUUGCCUGUACUGUAGAUGCCUGGAUGAGUGACUAUUGAGAACCUUGAAUAAUCACCCUAAGGUCCAACACACAGUAAAGAAUAGGGCCGAUUACUUAUGGCAUAUAUUUGUACUUUGUGUCGAAGCAAAUAACCAAGAAGCAUGGAUUUACAGCAGAAUAAUGGAGUCAGUGUUUUAUGUACAAUCAUGACGUCUGUGUUUGAACCAUUUUGAUGUUCAUGGGAUAAAACCUGUUCAUGAGGGCUAGCAUGACUCUGCUAUCGUUCACACCCAUGGUAUAUAUACUAUUUCUAUAAAAAUAUAAAUGUCUAAUUAUGUAUUAACACAGGAAAGAAAUAAAAUAUUUUCGAUGCACCA
Dicentrarchus labrax (European seabass) is the source of this 7836-nucleotide messenger RNA. RefSeq names its product fibronectin type III domain containing 5b (gene fndc5b). Bases 710 to 1333 code for a protein of 207 amino acids. Lineage: Eukaryota; Metazoa; Chordata; Actinopteri; Moronidae. The transcript has 7 exons. The record is from RefSeq and is a predicted model, not a curated record. Gene Ontology annotation, molecular function: protein binding.